Messenger RNA from Lotus japonicus, 1005 nucleotides. RefSeq names its product nuclear transcription factor Y subunit B-1-like. The transcript has 7 exons. Gene Ontology annotation, cellular component: CCAAT-binding factor complex; nucleus. Gene Ontology annotation, biological process: regulation of transcription by RNA polymerase II. The record is from RefSeq and is a predicted model, not a curated record. Gene Ontology annotation, molecular function: RNA polymerase II cis-regulatory region sequence-specific DNA binding; protein heterodimerization activity; DNA-binding transcription activator activity, RNA polymerase II-specific. Bases 205 to 711 code for a protein of 168 amino acids. Lineage: Eukaryota; Viridiplantae; Streptophyta; Magnoliopsida; Fabales; Fabaceae.
GAUUUUGUGGUGUGUGUGUAGUGUAGAAGCUAAAAGUAGGUAACCAAUGGGAGAAAGCAAGGGAGUGUAAAACAAAACGAACGGUGGUGAUACAAGCGACGCCCGUAUCCAUCGUCACCUCGCUCCUCUCUUCUCCAGCGUCCGAUCCCUCUCUUCAUUCUCGCGCCAAAUCUCAUCUCAUCAAUUCACAGGGUUCCGCCGACCAUGGCCGAUGCUCCGGCGAGUCCUCCCGACGAGAGCGGCGACCACAGCCCCCGCUCCAGCUUCCGUGAGCAGGAUCGUUUCCUUCCUGUUGCUAACAUCAGCCGCAUCAUGAAGAAGGGACUUCCUGCUAAUGGCAAAAUCGCUAAGGACGCCAAGGAGACUGUCCAGGAGUGUGUCUCUGAGUUCAUCAGCUUCGUCACCAGCGAGGCGAGUGAUAAAUGCCAGAGAGAGAAGAGGAAGACUAUCAACGGCGACGAUUUGCUCUGGGCAAUGGCCACUCUGGGUUUUGAAGAGUACAUUGAUCCACUCAAGCUUUACCUAGCUGCAUACAGAGAGAUUGAGGGUGAUUCCAAAGGUUCGGCUAAGGGUGGAGAUGCAUCUGGUAAGAAAGAUUAUCAUCCGGGUCCUGAUGCCCAGCUUGCUCAUCAAGGUUCUUACUCACAAGUUGUUAAUUACCCUAAUUCUCAGGCUCAGCAUAUGAUGUUUCCUAUGCAAGGCCCAGAGUAGAUUACUCUCCUUCAGCGUUUGUCAUGUGUGAUUUGAAUGCCGAUGGAACUGUAGUAUGUACACUUUACAUAUUGAGAGCAUUUCAUGUUAUAUGAAUACUCACAUUAGGAGAUGUUGGUUCUGGUGACCAGAUAUUAUUUAUAAAGGUUUUAAUGUUAUCUUUGGAGAAUAAUCAUUAUUCAUAAGUUAUAUUGUAAAUCCUGGAACCAUGCUUGCCUAUUUCCAUCAGGCGUCUUGGCAAAGACUGUAGAUUGUAUGUGAUUUUGAUUGGAAACAUAAAUUGGUAUGUUUUCA